This is a messenger RNA of Saccoglossus kowalevskii, 3258 nucleotides long. Its product is annotated as aldehyde dehydrogenase, mitochondrial-like. The record is from RefSeq and is a predicted model, not a curated record. Gene Ontology annotation, molecular function: oxidoreductase activity, acting on the aldehyde or oxo group of donors, NAD or NADP as acceptor. NCBI's taxonomy places the organism in Eukaryota, Metazoa, Hemichordata, Enteropneusta, Harrimaniidae.
AGCUGACUGUGUACACGUGACUAUGGGAAAGUUCACUGACAGGGCUGGUUCAACCACACGUUAGCUGAUGAAAGACUGUUUAACAGUGUUCGCUUCUUGCUAUGGCUAAGCAAAUAAUACCCACCCCACAAGUGAAAUAUACACAGAUUUUUGUCAACAAUGAAUUUGUGAAUUCCGUGAGUGGUAAAACAUUCCCCACCAUAAACCCAACCACUGGUGAGAAAAUAUGUGAUGUCCAGGAAGCUGACAAGGCUGAUGUGAACCUUGCAGUGAAAGCUGCCAGAGAGGCUUUUAAGCUUGGGUCGCCAUGGCGAUGCAUGGAUGCAUCAGCUAGAGGUAGACUUCUUUAUAAAUUAGCAGAUUUGGUUGAAAGAGACAAAGAUUAUUUUGCGGCUCUUGAAACAUUAGACAAUGGUAUUCCGUACAAUGAUGGCAUGGGAACCAUUGAGGAAGUCAUUCAAGUACUUCGAUAUUAUGGUGGAUGGGCAGAUAAAAUCCAUGGCAAGACAAUACCUAUCGAUGGCAGUUUCUUUUGCUAUACCAGACAUGAGCCAAUUGGAGUGUGUGGACAAAUUAUUCCAUGGAACUUUCCGAUGGAGAUGGUGUCUUGGAAGUUAGGGCCUGCGUUGGCUGCAGGCAACACUGUUGUACUAAAGCCAGCAGAACAAACACCACUGACAGCUUUAUAUACGGCUGCACUUGUGAAAGAGGCAGGGUUUCCCCCCGGAGUUGUCAAUGUAGUACCGGGAUAUGGUCCAACAGCAGGUGCCGCUAUCUCUGAACAUAUGGAUGUGGAUAAAGUAGCAUUUACUGGAUCUGUUGAUGUUGGAAAAAUCAUAAAAACAGCUGCAGCAACAAGCAACUUGAAACGUGUUACAUUAGAGCUCGGAGGAAAGAGCCCCAAUAUUGUAUUUGCAGACACAACAGACUUGGAUGAAGCGGUGCUGGUAAGCCAUGAAGCACUUUUCUAUAAUAUGGGACAGUGCUGUUGUGCUGGUUCUCGUACGUUUGUCCAAGAAGAGAUCUAUGAUGAGUUUGUGAAGAAAAGCACAGAAAGGGCCCAGAAUCGGACGGUUGGUAACCCACUAGAUACUAACAUAGAGUCAGGUCCCCAGAUUAAUGAGGAGCAAUUUGACAAGGUAUUGGAUCUCAUUGAGAGUGGAAAGAAGGAAGGAGCUAAGUUACAAUGUGGAGGCAGUCGCCAUGGUGAUAAAGGACUCUUCAUUCAACCAACUGUGUUCUCUGAUGUUGAAGAUAAUAUGAGAAUUGCCAAGGAGGAGAUUUUUGGACCUGUUCAAGCAAUUUUCAAAUUCAAGACAAUUGAGGAAGUAUUAGAGAGAGCCAACAAUACUUCAUUUGGACUUGCUGCAUCUGUGUUUUCUAGAGAUAUAGAUAAAGCCUUGACUAUUGCCAAUUCAUUGCAGGCUGGCACUGUGUGGGUGAACACCUAUAAUGCUGGGGGAGCUAAUGCACCUUUUGGAGGCUACAAAAUGUCUGGAAAUGGACGAGAGCUGGGCGAGUAUGCUUUACAAGAAUAUACUGAAAUCAAAACUGUAACUGUCAAGCUGUCUCAGAAAAACUCAUAGGAUUGUCUAUAUGAAGUGUGACAAUGGUAGAGAAUGAUUUAUAUAAUGGAUAAUAUUUUUGUAAUUAAUUACAGAACCAGUUAGCCAGGACUUACUCAUCACCCAGAAAAGUUAAACUAUGUGUGAUUGCGAUUUUGAGAAAAUACAAACAAUAUAGUUUGCAAUUCAGGAUUCUGAAAACAAAAACAAACAUGUCAAAUGCAAGUCAUUUGUUUUUCUUUUCUUGUUACUGUAAUGUGGAUUACACUAAUUGUUGACAUUCACUUGCACAUAUUGUUAUUUUAAUACAGAAGGAGUUUGAUUAUCUCAAGUAGAUUUUUCAUCACAUUUUUACCAUUAAUCACCUCGCUAAAAUCCACUAACUGUGCGUUAUCACAGAUUAAUUCAUUGUUCAAUGUCAAUUAUUACAUUAUAAGUAAUAUUACGAAUACAGAAUACUAUGACAUUUAUGUCUUGCGUAUUUUGUGUGGAAUGACUAAUCAUAAGGCCACUGUUUCAAACUUGUGUUUGACCGAGUGAAAUCAGACAUGAAAACAGAACAAACAAAAGUCAUAGCAUGUAGUGAAGUCAACACAUCUUGUGGGAUUUAACAAAUGCGAAAAUACUUCUUAACUAUUUCCACGCUCAACAAUGUGCUUAUACAUUUUGAUUAGGGACAAUUAGAAUUUUAAGCUCACACGUUCUUUCCGCACAUUUCACGCAUUACGCGAGAUCUCGCAGUGAACGGAAAAUCACCUAACACGUGAUAAAACACCAUGAACUUUUCCUUCACAUCAAAGCAGAUGUACAUUAUCAAAAUUAGUGUGCGUUCCCAUUGCAGACACGGAUAUCAGAGGAAAGUGAGUGAUAUCAUAUAAUAUAAAGACAUUUGAUGUAUCACCUGUAUGUCGGAAAUGUCAAGUUGUGUUCAGCAAAAUAACAAAAGACUACCCUAUCCAACACCAGCAACCAUUGCACUGAGUUCUCUGUGCGUCAUGUGUGGGCUAAUGGCGACCAUGGUACUGGCAUAAUACAUAUCAGAGUACAAACACUUGAUUAUUUUUGUUUUUAUAUUUUAAUGAAAUCUAACUAUGCUUAUAAAAUGAUAUAAAUUUGUCAUGAGUCUUUCUUUCUAUUAUUUAGACUGUAUAAUGGAGUCAGAUAUUCACUCAUAAGGAUAAACAAUCAUGACUUGCUUUAGAAUGGGAUAUGUUUUACCGGUACCUUUGGCCCACAUCUCUAAUAUACUGAUUGUUAAUUAAACAGUUAUUUUAUUGAACCAUUAUGACAUACUGAUCAUCACAAAUCAUGGGCAAGGUGAUCAAUAAUGCUUAAGUUAGUUGGUAGGUGCUGCUGCCUUGUGCUAAAAUUACAUAUAUUGAAAUAAGGACCCACUUUUCCACUUUUGCGUGGUUCGAUGUCUGUCAUUAGUCGUGAAAUAAGAUCCCUGGCUUUAUGACGUACCUGUAACCCACGUCCAGUCCUUUCCUCGCCCAACCAUUUAUCUUGCUAUGUAACAACUAUCACUUAUGUUUGCUGUAGAAGCCUUUGUGUGAACUUCAGUUCGUACUGUCGCCAAGGUAUAGACAGGUCGAACAUUUAAAUGAAGGAUGGUGCGAAAACGGGGACUUAUGUUUUGACCUCCGUGUGUGUGCGUGCGUGUGUGCGUGCGUCCGGACCUGUAUCUUAGAAA